This is a messenger RNA of Sphaeramia orbicularis (orbiculate cardinalfish), 1799 nucleotides long. RefSeq names its product ankyrin repeat domain 54 (gene ankrd54). NCBI's taxonomy places the organism in Eukaryota, Metazoa, Chordata, Actinopteri, Kurtiformes, Apogonidae. The transcript is spliced from 8 exons. Bases 315 to 1277 code for a protein of 320 amino acids. Gene Ontology annotation, molecular function: protein binding. The record is from RefSeq and is a predicted model, not a curated record.
UACAAUGGGUGUGCCUUUUACUACUUUUAUGCGAUGAAAUGGAAAAUGUGAAAUAGGGGACAUUUUGGUGGUGGGACGAAAAAACAUCUUCUGCAGUCAAAAUACUCAAAAGUGGCCAGAAUGCGAAGACUUUAAGGAGGGCGUUUCUGUGUUGCCGUGCCUUGCACUGGCCCCGGACGUCGCUGACGGAGCAGAUGCCGUCUACACACUGGACUCCCGACAUUAAUGACGGCGUUAUUUCCUUUUUCACGAGUGGCGAACGCCGUGUGUAACGACUGUCGUAUAGACACAGCCUCCAUAUGUUUUUAUAAAGGAUGGACGGGUGGAGCCCCAUCGUUGCUACAGCCUCGGAUAACGAGCGGUCGAGCUCCGAGGGGGAGUACAUGUUGGAAGCCAGACCCGAAAAUGAAGCCCGGGAGGCGGCGGACAGACAGCAGCGGUGUACCGUGGAGCGGAUGGAAGACGGAGGCACGGCCGUGGGGUUUGGGAUAAGUGGGAUCGGAGAGGGCAAAGUGGUGUUGGGUCGAGUUGGACAGAGAGACGAAAAAGAACUCAGGUACCUACACGUGUUAUGGGAGCCGGGACGGGCUGAGGUCGGGUCCGGUGCUGUUACGAGCAGACUGGGGAAGGUGACGGGGACCAGGACCAGGCGGCACCACAGGGCUGUGCGGAACCUCGGUCCGAUUGGGAAAGAUAUUUAUGCUGUGAAGAGACUGAGGGAAGCGGCGAACAGCAAUGACAUUGACACAGUACGAAAGCUCCUGCAAGAUGACAUUGACCCCUGUGCAGCAGAUGACAAGGGAAGAACAGCUCUGCAUUUCUCUUCCUGUAAUGGCAAUGAGAGCAUUGUUCAACUGCUGCUGAGCUACGGCGCUGACCCCAACCAGCGAGACAGUCUGGGGAAUACCCCGCUUCAUUUGGCGGCCUGUACCAACCAUGUGCCUGUAAUCACCACAUUGCUGAGAGGAGGAGCCCGUGUUGAUGCCCUUGACCGAGCAGGCAGGACCCCCCUGCAUCUAGCACGCUCCAAGCUUAACAUUCUGCAAGAGGGUGAUUCACGCAGCUUGGAGACCCUGAGGGGCGAAGUCACACAGAUUAUUCAAAUGCUGAGAGAAUACCUGAACCUAAUGGGCCAGAGUGAAGCUAAAGAGAGGCUGGAACACAUAUCGACACAGCUGCAGCACACGCGCACAAAAGAACAGGUUGAUGAAGUGACAGAUUUAUUGGCCAGUUUUACAUCACUAAGCCUACAGAAGCAGAAUUUGGGAGACAGGUAGAAAUUAAGGUGUACAGAGAGCUGAAGUCCUGCUCCUUUUCACACAAGUUUGACCUUUGUGUGAUGCUUUGUGCUAUUCCUAGCUUUAUUGUGGGCCUCCACCUUUGGCCAUGGUACUUGUUAGAUAUUGUCAAAACGUGGGACAGAAAUUCAUUAUCACAGGUCAUGUCAGCUAAAUGAAAAAAAAAAAAUCAUAAAAUGCAAAAUACAUUAAAAUCAGACCCAAGUGGAACAACCUGUCAGGGUGGUAAGACCUCAGCUCUCUGCUCUGUGCGACUGAGUCACAGCUGUGUCUGUGCACUGACUUAUUGUUUUUGCCUGCCAUUAUUAGCCAAGUACUAUGGCAAUUACUGUACUGUUUUGGAAAUGAUUCAGUAAUUUUCACUGUUGCUGUCUUUGUAUCAUGUUGCCUUUUCUUUUGUAUCGCAUGUCAUAUUUGUAUGUGAGCUAUACUGUAAAAAACUGAUUUGUGUGUGAUUUUAAAAUGGAUAUAUUUGGAUCAAUAAAUCAGUAUGUUUCGCUA